CUUCAUCUGGGUUGAAUUUUCUGCUGUUCCCAAGAAACUUUAAGGAUUCAUGGUGACCCUGACCAUAAUAAAGCUGUUACUAAAAGGACAAUGGAUGAAUGUAUCUUCAUGAGAUCUGUGAAUGCAACAGUAAAAGAGGUGGUGCUAAAAUGUUUUGGCCGGACCGAGAAAAGUCACACACUUGCUUAGUGACAGGUUACAGUAAAGCUGAUUCACCCAUGGAGUACAAGAUGGACCACAAGAGGCGAGGCAAUGCACUAAUCUUCAACCAGAAAAACUUUCAAAGUAAUUCAAAUACACGUUAUGGCACAGAUAAAGACAGAGACAACCUCAAAAGAAGUUUUCUGGACUUAGGAUUUAAUGUUAACGUUUACAAUGACAAACAUAAGAAGAACGUGCUACAAGAGUUACAUAAAGCUGCUGAGAUGGACCACACAGAUGCCGACUGCUUUGUCUGCAUUUUCCUGACUCAUGGGGAAGAAGGGCAAAUUUCUGCCCAUGAUGAUAUGAUCAAGAUCAAGGAAAUAACUGAUCUCUUCAGAGGAGAUCAGUGCAAAAGUCUUGUAGGGAAGCCCAAGAUCUUCAUCUUCCAGGCAUGUGCUGGUAAAAGGUAUGAGACUCCUGUGACUGGCAUGGCAGGAGAGUUUUCUGAUGAUGAGGAUGAUAAUGAGGUGGAGGAAGCAGCUAACAUCUACACCAUCCCAGCAGGGGCAGAUUUCCUCAUGUGUUACUCUUCAGCAAUGGGAUUCUAUUCCAUUCGCAAUAAGGAAUCAGGAUCAUACUGUAUUCAGGACUUAUGUGAAACACUGCAAAAGCAUGGCUCAACCCUGGAGAUCACUGAGCUCUUGACGAUGGUCAACCUGAAGGUUUCCCAACGUGACAUGUACCCAGAAGGUGGAGAAGAGAAAAAAAAACAGAUGCCCUGUUUCACCUCCAUGCUGACUAAAAAACUCUACUUUAAGUAGAAGAACAAGUACAAAACAAGUCCCAGUGCAUUAUGACUACUCACUUACCAAUAAACAAAGACACUGAGUAAAUGUAA
This is a messenger RNA of Tachysurus fulvidraco (yellow catfish), 1042 nucleotides long. Its product is annotated as caspase-6-like. Gene Ontology annotation, biological process: apoptotic process; proteolysis. The record is from RefSeq and is a predicted model, not a curated record. Bases 99 to 965 code for a protein of 288 amino acids. Lineage: Eukaryota; Metazoa; Chordata; Actinopteri; Siluriformes; Bagridae. The transcript is spliced from 7 exons. Gene Ontology annotation, cellular component: cytoplasm.